Fusarium mangiferae is the source of this 4320-nucleotide messenger RNA. RefSeq lists its product as uncharacterized. Gene Ontology annotation, molecular function: helicase activity; mRNA binding. The coding region runs from base 1 to 4320 and encodes 1439 amino acids. The transcript is spliced from 5 exons. Gene Ontology annotation, biological process: mRNA splicing, via spliceosome. Gene Ontology annotation, cellular component: catalytic step 2 spliceosome. The record is from RefSeq and is a predicted model, not a curated record. Lineage: Eukaryota; Fungi; Ascomycota; Sordariomycetes; Hypocreales; Nectriaceae.
AUGCCUACAGUGAAGCGACUCAAGGGCAGCGGCGCUGCCAAGGCGCAAAAGCAGAACGAACCAAAGGAAAAAGUCAACGAUGGACGGCCAACCCCGGCCGAAGUUGAGGAGGAGGAGCAUCAGUUCGUCCAACUGGCGCGAAAGCAUUGGUUGAAAGCUGGCAAGAAGCCAGCGAAGCCCAAGGUGAAGAACGACGUUCUCAAACAAAGUAUCUGGGAUGUACUUGAACGCGAGGGCUUCCAGUAUAAGUCUCUUUUGCUUCUUGAGAGCCUGCAGACUUUAGAGAGUUAUCUAUGGCCAGGAUACACAGAGGAGGCCUCUAACUUUCACGUUCUGUUGAUUGCGCUCAUCGCAAACGUGAAACAUCGAGAGCAUCUCGCGACAUGGACACUCUUCGAGGACCGGCCCGCCGAUUUCUCUUCACUUUUCCGCCGACUCUUGUCGAUGAUGCUCGAUCGAACACUAUCCGUUACGCUCCGGACUCAACUUCUCUGCUUCCUUAUAUAUGCUUUCCAGAGUCUCGACUGCACUCUCGUCCGCAAAGAAUGUGCCCCUCUUGUAUCGAUCGGUAUUUGGCACAACUUGUCCACCGACUCAUCGCGCGAAGCUAGCCUAGAUCAACUCCCUCAUCUACGAAAAGCCUGGAAGGCCGCGCACAAGCGAUACGAGGCCGCUGAUGAGCCCAAUAAGGCACGACUACGGUUCGAGCGAUCUUGGCUUUAUACACUUCUCCUCGACUUUUUGAGUCUGCUGUAUACAGAGAUCAGAAAGGCGGACCAAAUUCUCUACUGUGAGCGUUUCACUGAGUUUCUUGUCGAUCUCCAGGGCCAGCUUCCAACCAGACGAUAUGUCAAUACCUUGAUUCAGGAUCUUCAUGUUGUUCCCGCUAUGCGAUUAUCACCAAUGUUUAAUGAUGAGGAAAACACUCUACUCCGCGACCUCCAGGCUUUGCUUUCCCACUUUACAUUCUUUGAUAUUAAUGACCAGACAGGGGCCCAGUAUACCAUGACAGAGGCUUACGACAAACAUUGCGCGUCACUCGCCAAGUUGCAACAGGUUGCUCUAAAACAUUUCAGAGAGAAGCUUAUGGUCCUGGCUCUGUCGAACUAUGGUUCCAUUAACCAAAGGCAUGAACUGCAGGCAUUACUGGAACCGUUGACAGACGAAGAACUUCUGAGCCUAGUAUCUCUGCUUGGUUUCCGGAUAGCCUACCCUGAAAGCUUGGGUCUACCAAUGGAUCGCAAGUUGUUGCUGGAAGUGCUCUUGUCUAAUUUUGAGCGGAGAAAGACGUUCCAAGAGGAGGCACGAGACAUGAGCCUGGCACCAACCGAGGAGACAAUAUUCGAUAACAGCUUCCAGCAGGCAGAAACUUAUGAUGGCUCACAUCCGAUGGCUCUUCCUAAACUGAACCUCCAAUAUCUCUCAAUAGGUGACUUUCUGUGGCGGUCACUUAUCUUGUAUCGGUGCGAGUCCUUUUAUGGAGUCCGAAAGGAUAUCGAGACUGCUUUGAGGCGUUUACGCCCAGAGGCCAAGGGAUCAGAUGAAACAAACUUUGCCGGUUUCUCAAAGAUGGCGAUGCCGAUCUCAAAGCCAGCCAUACUUGAGAUUGUCCCUCCUCUUGUUGGAGAUGACAAACCAUCCACGGUACGCGCUGAAGUAUCUCUUGACGUUAGACGUCUAGGUGAAGGAGUCCGAAGAGAGUGGGAUUCUCUCCGACAGGACGAUGUUGUUUUCCUCAUUGCAGUCGAGCCACCACUAGCAAAGUCCAUCAGCAACGGAGGAGAUAAUUCGUCAGAGUCUGAACGACUAGGUGUGAUAACUGUACGAACCGCCGCAAUCCAUCAAAUCACCGACGAUAAAGGGCGCCAUGUUCGAGAGGGCGCAGGAAAACUUGACACCAAGCGCCGCAUCCAACUCAAGCUGGACACACAUGCUUAUAGCAGAGACGCUGAGCGGGCGGCGGCUGGCAAGCCUGAUGUUUAUGGCAAAGUCAACCUUCUGCUGAGAAGAGGAAGAAGGGAAAACAACUUCAAGCCCGUGUUGGAAUCCAUUCGAAGCCUGGUGCUGUCAGAUAUUCCUCUGCCGGAAUGGCUUCAUGAGGUCUUUCUCGGCUAUGGGGAUCCUGCUGGAGCGCAUUACAAGAACUUGCCAAACCGCGAACGCAAGGUCGACUUUAGGGAUACUUUUCUCGACUGGCAGCAUCUAGCAGAAAGUCUCCCUGGUAAGAUCAUUGACCCAGGUGACGACGUCUCUGGUAGCUUUGGACCGCCCUACGUACUAGAGUCUGUCGAGAAGCAAGAGGAGCCUCAAGGCAACAAGCCUUCCAAAAAAAGACGCCGAGAUGCCGAUCCCGCACUUAUCGCCGAGAUUGAGACUCUGAGGGUAUCGAGUUAUAAGCCCCCCAACAACGGCCCUUAUAUCGUUGAUAACCCUAAGCUCAACUCGGUACGGUUCACUCCCGCUCAGAUUGAAGCUAUUGCUUCCGGCACCCAACCUGGACUCACUGUCAUUGUUGGACCUCCCGGUACAGGAAAGACGGAUGUUGCUACACAGGUUAUCAACAACAUUUAUCACAAUUAUCCCGAGCAGAAAACGCUUCUUCUUGCUCAUAGCAACCAAGCACUCAACCAGCUGUUUGCCAAGAUCGUGGCCCUCGAUAUCGACGAGCGACACUUAUUGCGGCUCGGACACGGCGAAGAGGAUCUAGAUACGGAAGGAAACUUCAGCAAGCAUGGUCGAGUCGAGUCAUUCCUCGAAAACCGAGACCGCUAUCUUCUGGAAGUGAGGAAACUAGCAACUAGCCUUGGCGCCCCUGGAGCUCAUGAGAACUCGGCUGAGACAGCAGGUUAUUUCAAUAAUGUCUACGUCGCUCCAGCAUGGAACAGGUUCAAGCAAAUCGCUUACGCCGAGGAAUCAACAGCUGCUGAGAUUGUGGCAGCCUUCCCCUUUCUUUCGUACUUUUCAGAUGCCCCGCAACCUAUCUUCCACCCAGAGAGCAGCAAAGAGCAAGUGCUUGAAGCUGUGGAAGGUUGCUACCGGCAUAUUUCCAAGAUUUUCUCUGAGCUGGCUGAUGCACUUCCGUUUGAGAUCCUCCGACGAGAUCGUGACAAGGCAAACUACCUGCUCACCAGCGAGGCGCGCAUUGUUGCCAUGACGACAACACAUGCAGCUAUCAGAAGAGGAGAGAUCGCAUCACUUGGUUUCCAUUACGACAACGUAGUUAUGGAGGAGGCUGCUCAAGUGACCGAGAUCGAGACCUUUUUGCCACUCACGAUGCAGAAGCCUCGAAAUGGUGAACUGCCUCUGCAAAGGGUUGUUUUGUGCGGAGACCAUUUCCAGAAUUCACCAGUCAUUCAAAGUCUGGCAUUCCGUCAUUACGCCAAUCUUGAGCAGUCACUAUUCUCAAGACUGGUCAGACUGGGCGUUCCUACGGUCACCCUCGACCAGCAGGGCCGUGCUCGUGGUUCGAUCGCAAAUCUUUACCAGUGGCGCUACCCCAAGCUUGGCAACCUUCCCGAGGUGCAGACAAGUGCUGAGUUUGUCAAGGCCAAUGCUGGAUUCAAGUUCGACUAUCAGUUUAUCAACGUGCCUGACUACAAGGGUCGGGGUGAGGCUGAACCCACGCCACACUUUAUCCAGAACCUCGGGGAGGCCGAGUACGCAGUAGCCAUCUUCCAGUACAUGCGCCUCCUGGGUUACCCUACUGAGAAGAUCACUAUUCUUACAACUUACGCUGGUCAACGGGCCCUGGUAAAGGAUGUCCUCUCGCAUAGAUGCGCCCGAAACCCCAUCUUCGGCAUACCCAAGGCGGUAGCUACUGUCGAUAAGUACCAGGGCGAGCAGAACGAUUAUAUCAUUCUGUCUCUUACCCGAACGUCACGUGUGGGCUAUUUACGUGACGUGCGACGCAUGACAGUAGCUCUAUCUCGAGCAAGACUUGGCCUGUACAUUCUCGGUCGCCGCGAGGUUUUUGAAGCAUGCCCUGAGCUUCGACCCGCCUUUGACAUAUUACUUCAAAGGCCAGAUAAGCUAAUGCUGGUAACGGGAGAGCUCUGGCCUACGCAGAGAGAGGUCGCUCAGGAGCUAGGAGCUGUGGAGGGUGAAGUACCAAUGGAAGGCGUAGAGCACCUGGGUCAAUAUGUCUUUGAGAUGACCAACACAAAGAUCAAGCAGCUUGAGGCAGAACAGGGAGGACUGCCUGAGACAAUCAUGGAAGAGCUUGAAGACGAAGAAGGGGGGUAUGGCAACAACGAAGACGAGGAAGAUGACGAAGAAGAGGAGGUCGAGGCAGACAUCUUGGAAGUUCGGGAAGGAGAGUAG